Molecule: messenger RNA, 8908 nt
Organism: Poeciliopsis prolifica (blackstripe livebearer)
Lineage: Eukaryota; Metazoa; Chordata; Actinopteri; Cyprinodontiformes; Poeciliidae
Product: potassium voltage-gated channel subfamily B member 1-like
Exons: 3
Coding region: 423-2819 (798 amino acids)
Biological process (GO): potassium ion transmembrane transport; protein homooligomerization
Cellular component (GO): membrane; voltage-gated potassium channel complex
Molecular function (GO): delayed rectifier potassium channel activity; protein binding
Source: RefSeq, a predicted model, not a curated record
GCUGUUCAGAGGCGAGACCCAGACAGGAUCCCCCCCACUUCCUCUCUGCAGUCUACUUGUUGAUUUGCUCCAGAAGUGCUGCGAGAGGCAGACAGGACUUUUUUGGCGCUGAUUUUUUUAUUUAUUUUAUUUUUUAUUGUUGUUUGUGUUGGCGUUGUGCUUUUCAUCAUGUCUGAGCGCGGCUGAUGAUGCGCCUCUCGGCUCCAGGCAGAGCGAAGGGGAGCGCGGCGGGCUGAACAAGUUGGAGCGCACAGUCCAACGAAACGAUGCUGAUUUCGCUCCAGGAGGUGAAUCGUCACACGAAGAAGGCGCCACAAGAAACGAAGCGGGGUCCUGAUGCGGUCACCUCCAGGAUCAUGUCUUCUUAAGCUUCCAGACUGAUUCUUCCAGGCUCUCCAAGUGUCCAACUGAGCUGAGCGAAGAUGAUCAAAACCGGCUCCCGGUUGACCACCACGCUGCCUCCGGACACCGUAGACAUCAUCCGGACCAAGACGCACUCCCGCCGGGUGAGACUGAAUGUCGGGGGGCUUCUCCACGAAGUCCUCUGGAGGACCCUGGACAGGCUGCCCCGCACACGGCUCGGCAAGCUGCGGGACUGCAACACGCACGAGUCCAUCAUGGAGAUAUGUGACGACUACAGCCUGGACAACAACGAGUAUUUUUUCGACCGGCACCCGGGCGCCUUCACCUCCAUCCUGAACUUCUACCGCACCGGGAAGCUGCACAUGAUGGAGGAGAUGUGCGCCCUCUCCUUCAGCCAGGAGCUGGACUUCUGGGGCAUCGACGAGAUCUACCUGGAGUCCUGCUGCCAGGCCCGGUAUCACCAGAAGAAGGAGCAGAUGAACGAGGAGCUGAAGAGGGAAGCCGAGAACAUGAGGGAGCGGGAGGGAGAGGAGUUCACCACCACAUGCUGCUCCGAGAAGAGGAAGAAGCUCUGGGACCUGUUGGAGAAGCCCAGCUCAUCGUUUGCUGCUAAGAUCCUUGCAAUCAUCUCCAUCCUCUUCAUUGUGCUGUCCACCAUUGCCUUGUCUCUCAACACCCUCCCAGAGCUGCAGGACACCGACGAGUUUGGCCAGCCCACGGACAACCCACAGCUAGCUCACGUGGAAGCUGUUUGUAUUGCCUGGUUCACCAUGGAGUACCUGCUCCGCUUCCUCUCCUCUCCAAACAAAUGGAAGUUCUUCAAAGGUCCCCUCAACGUCAUCGACCUGCUGGCCAUCCUGCCCUAUUACGUCACCAUCUUCCUGACAGAGUCCAACAAGAGCGUGCUGCAGUUUCAGAACGUUCGCCGUGUGGUUCAGAUAUUCCGGAUCAUGCGGAUCUUGCGAAUCCUGAAGCUGGCCCGUCACUCCACAGGUCUUCAGUCUUUGGGCUUCACUCUCAGGAGGAGCUACAAUGAGCUGGGCCUGCUUAUCCUCUUUCUUGCCAUGGGCAUCAUGAUCUUCUCAAGUCUGGUGUUCUUUGCUGAGAAGGAUGAAGAGGACACCAAGUUUAAAAGCAUCCCUGCCUCCUUCUGGUGGGCUACCAUUACUAUGACCACAGUAGGUUAUGGAGACAUUUACCCAAAAACCCUGCUAGGAAAGAUAGUUGGAGGUUUGUGUUGCAUUGCAGGAGUCUUGGUGAUAGCCUUACCCAUUCCUAUUAUUGUAAAUAACUUCUCUGAGUUUUACAAAGAACAGAAGAGGCAGGAGAAAGCUAUCAAAAGGAGAGAGGCUCUGGAGAGGGCUAAGAGAAAUGGUAGCAUUGUCUCAAUGAACAUUAAGGAUGCCUUUGGCCGUAGCGUGGAACUCAUGGAUGUCAUGGUGGAAAAAACUGAUGAGCGGAAGGAGAAGCUCCAUGACAAUCACGUGUCACCACACAGAGGAACACCCAGGAUCAAGUCACCGCUGAACCCUAGUAGUCCCAGUAAGACUACUGAGUCCAGCUUCCAAGAAAAGACCAAACCAGCCAGCAGUCCUCAGCAUCUCAGUGCACAGAAACUUGAGGAAAUGUACAAUAACAUGACAAAAGCACAGUCACAGCCAAACGUCAACAGCAAGGAAAAAGCGUCACAUUCGAAGUCAGCCAGGCAGAAAGCUGAAUUUGAGAUGGGAAGCAUCCUCCCUGAAGCCGUGUCAGGCACAGCGGAGGGAGUGACAGACAUGAAGAGCAUUUCCAGCAUUGACAGCUUCAUCAGCUGUGCACCUGACUUUCCUGAGAGCUCCAGAUUUUCACACGGCUCAGGGAGCAACAUGCCUGGAAGAGUCAGUACUAACCCCAGCCUGGAGCCCACCCUGGAGAAUGAGCAUGAGGGAUCGCAUGGUGCCACCAGCCCCAAGUCAGGCAUAAGCACCAAGUUCAACAACGACAACCCAAGAGCUCCGUCACUAAACAACCCAAUAAAGGGCCGUUCACUUAAAGUUAGAGUCAGAGGCGGGGAGGACUCAGGGAAAGGAGGUCUCUCUGACAGCUCAUCAAUCCAAAGCCCAGAGACGUCUGUCUACACCACUGCCAGCAGCAGGACGCCCAGCAAGAGCCCCGAGAACUUACGGCCGAGCAUCUUCACAUUCCACGACUCGUCUGUCAGUAAGUUCAUUGACGCCGACACGGACGAGGAGGAACACCUGCACGACAGUUCGGCACCCAACGUGACCCAAAGACUUUUGGAGAGAGCCAGCCCCAGGUUUGCUCAGCUCUCUGGCUUCCAACAGGGUCCCAACCACAUGGAGGGCCUCUCCAAGAAGCUGGGGAACAGCAACCUGCCACUGGAAGGACAGGAAAACCACAUUUCACCAGAGCUGCGGCCGCUUCAGGGGGAGAAGCAUCAGUACAACUCUUAGAGUCGAUUAAAAGGAAUGGCUUGCACAGAGAAUAUAAAGAAGAUGAAGAUAUAAGGGAUAGCAAAUGAAAACCUCAGAGACUUGCCUGGGAACAAUUUGCAGAAAAACUGAAAGAAAAAGGCUUUUCCUACAAAAUUACAACACCUGUGGAUCACUGGAAAUAGUGUUGUUAUCUUCUCUGAAACGUUCCUGAUGAAAACAAUCAAACAUGCCCUCAGAGUGGAAGAAAAGUAGGGAUUUUUUGCUAUUUAUACAAGCCCAGAUUAUAAUGCCAUCAUUAGACUAGCUGCCAGAGUCUAGUCUACAAUUUUUAUAACCUGUUUUCUGAGAGCCCUGGAUAAAAUGUUGAAGCCACUGCAGCUAAAGCUGUCAAAUCAUCGUGAAACAUAAAGGGCAUCAAAACAAGGCACAAUAAGAGGAGAUAUUUUUAAAAUCCUCAAUUGCAGUAUGAAAGGAAGACAUAUAUCUUCUCUCCCUACAGUGUAUAUUUAUAUACACUGUACAGAUACAUUGUAUGUUUCAAAGGCGGAGGGCUGAGAACAUGUUCUUGCUUCCUACAACUUCCUUUAAAACUGGCCUUAGUUCAUGUUGUCCUGUGUUUUACAUUUUGAUGUUGAGGAGGAAAGCCUGAGGCAGACUAAAAGAAAGCACAUAAGUAUCUCUGUGUGCGUGUGUGUGCAAUAACUACCUUUCACUUAUAUUUAUUAUGUAGCAAUAGUCGUCUUUCAUCUUAAGUCAAAUCUUCAGCAGGAUGAAGUGUUUCGGUCUGUUUCUUUCAAACAGCUCAGCGUCUCUCCUGGGUUGGCAUUUUUACUGCACAGAUUAAGCUGUGAGGUCACAUGCAUCCUGGUCAUUCAUUGGUGGCGAGAGAGAAAAUAUCAUUUUGGAAAUGUUGCACUCUUGUUUUUCUUGUUAUAAUCAGUGGCGGUUUUGGACAUGGGGAAUAUGUCUUUCUACCCUGGACAAUGAUGCAUCACAAGGGGGCGCCAUAGAGCAGAAAAUAAAGAGUUAUUUGUCAGUGGAGAAAACAGGUUUCCUUUGGCCCAUUUGGGCGCCAGUGGCUUGCUGUGGUGUGCAGGGUGCAGCAUUGUGAGAAAAUAUUGUUGUAUUAUGAUCCUAAAGAUGGUGUCUGAGUCUGAGCUCAAAAUUGGGGACCAUUUCUAGUGUAAAUUAUUAGUUUACCCUUAUGUGGAUCAUUCUUCACUGAACAAAUUUCUAAACAUAUAAUUUCAGAUUUAUGAUGCACUUAUAGCUUCUAUUUUGUUUUUGUAAAAAAAAAAUUACAAAGAGAUACUUUUAAUGCUUUUUUGAAUUAGGAUUGCAUUAAGCUAAAAUAAGCAUAAAAAUCAAAAGAUAAAAUCUUGUCUAGCUUGUGUUAAAUUCAUUUCAGAUCCUCCGUUUUUACCAUAUGAUGACCUUGAUGACCUGAUGCAUUUCUUCCUGAAUGGGACUCAGAGGGACUCAGUAGGGAGGCAGAAGGAGCAGCUCCCUAAAAACCGCCACUGAUUAUAAACUUUAUUCUGAAUGUCUAAAUGAGUGUGUCCUCAAGUUUGGGUUACAUUUGUCCAUCAAAGUCUUUUGUAAUUCAAGCUUUGAGUAGUUGUAGCGGAUGAGGUGAAUUUUGCAUCACGCGGCAGGAGACAACAGAGAAAACAAUCUGUUUUGUAUAAAUAUUGUACAUGCAUCCGUGCAAAGUCAGACUCUACAACGACAUUACGCAUCACUUGUACAAAAUUUUAAAAAGUAAUUUAUAUUUUUAAGGUAUUUUCUAAAACAACUGACAUGUGGUAACCUCAUAGUUAUGCAUUUUAAAGCACUGUGCGUGCUCUAUUUCUUUGAAGGAGUUGCUUCUGUUAGUCAACAUUCUGCAGCAGAAAGAUUUAUAUUUGCUACUGUCUCUCUGUACAUGCUUGUUGCAGUCUUUCUGUGCAACACAAAGAACCAAAGAAUUGUUCUUUCUGAUGACAUAUACAGACGGUUGUGCAUUCUGAUGUUUUAUCUCAAAAUGUUGGAGCAUUCCUUUUAAAAAAAUAAUAAUAAUAGGAGUCAUUUCAGGGAGCCGUAUUUGCUCAUGUAGGGCAAACAUAUAAGCAGGAGGAUAUUCUGGAGUUCUAACAAAACAGCUCUGAGAGAUGAGUCUCAUUUUAUGUUUCUUGGCAGAUUAGUCACUUUCACAAGUGAUUCAUCUGUAUUUCCUGCACUUAGACACCAAAUGUUCUGCAGUUUACUCUUUUCUUAAUGCACCUGAUGACACCAAAACUGGUGCUCUCACACUAACUUCAUUUAAAACAUAUAAACUUCAUAAUGUAUGUCUUGCAAGCAUGAAUCGAAGGAACUUUUUGCAAGAAACAUGUGUCAUAGUGGACCUAUUUAAUGUAGAGAUACAAGUGCCAGCCGUGUUCAUUGGGAAACCUGGUAAAGAUGUGUAAAAGCCUUUAACAUUCAGCUAAUAUUGCAGUAGCACAUUAUCAUGCUCAUAAAAACAGCUUUAAUUUCAGGGCAUUUAUUCAGUACAGAAAAACAUCAUCUUCUGUAAAACCCUCUUUUUCACUUUUUCUAUUUCUGUGAUAUUUUAAAAUUUGGGAGAAUUUGCAGAGCAUUUUUAAAACAUCCAUCCAAGUCUUCUAGCCUCCCUUAUACUCCCUGGAAUGUUUCUUUUUCUAUUUGUUUAACUAUUUUGUGCUAAUCUAAUCACAUGCUUUGACUCACUAUCACGAUGAAAGAGCCAGUUGAAACCUAUUUUCAGUUUUUCUGGCAGCGAAAAUCACCCUGGUAUCACAGAACCACUGGAACAGCAAAUCUGAAGUGAUUUAGAUACAGUUUUUGCAGCGGUGAAAGGUUUCAAUGUGUGUGCAGGAUAACAGCAGCUGCAGAAAGGAGGAAGUAAACCUGCUGCACAGGUCAUAAAUGCUCUAACUUUAACACUGACUACAGACCUAAAAUUCUUUUAAUGUUAAGAAUGAGAAUACUUUUACAUUUCCAGGAAAGAAAGACUGGUUUGUUCUAUUUUUUGUAUUUGAGUUUAGUCUCUUCAUAAAUACAUCUCUGCAAAUAAUAACCAAUUAUUCCUGUUGCUUUGAAGUUCAGCAAAUGAAACUUGGCUUCCUCUCCCAGAUUCUUUUAAACUUUCAUUGCAAUGCUGGUAGCAGCGGUAAUCUUCUUUAUACAAAAAGGGCCGCCAAAUCAAAUUCUGCUUUAUGACCUGUGCAACUAAUCAUGGUUCAAUUUUUCCAAAAUUGUCAGUGAGAUUUUGCUGCAGGUAAAAAAUAUGAAUUUAUUUUCAGACUUUUUUCACAUCUUCACCAGGAGUACCAACAAAUUUGUCUGGCACUGUAGUACGAGUUAGAUAUUUCUGUGCCUUUGCUUUUAAUAAAAACCCUGCAUUCUGAAUCUGCCCUAAUGGAGUCUGAAUAAUGAGCAAAUAAACAGGACAGAGCACUCACCCUGUGAAGCUUUUAUGUUUGCUUCUGUUUUUAAACUCUAAUGUCUCUCUCUCAUGCACCAAACAUUUGGAUGGAAAAAGUCCAGAAACACAAGCAGGUGCAGACUCACUCUCAGCAGACUGAACAGUUUCCAUGGUGAGCGGCUGAGAUGACUGGAUGGCUCACAUUUGAUGCACACAUGUAGCCUAAUUUACAGAGGACGGUUACAGACUUUAUCUUAAUCAGUUCCUUUAUUCAUCUCAGUUGUGUUUUCAGUUCAGGGGAAGAAUCAGAAAACUGGAUCGUGGGUCUUUCAGUCAGACUGCCACAUCGUCGCUUUAUGUCACUCGGUUGCUUUCACGGAAACAUGCACCCGUCUCCGCAAAUCGCAAAAGAGCAGACGGCGCGCGGCCACAUGGACCUGGGUGUGACCCGCUGUUUCGGGGAUGUUGAUGAAGACUUCGGCCACCUUGUUCCUGAAGGGAGGGAGCGAGUGUGAAAUGUGAACAGAGUUGGAACAAGGAGUGUGCGACAGACGGACUGUGCUUCAGAGUUAUCAGCUUGAUUUAAACUGACAUCCUGAAUGAUGGCUGGAGCCACUCUGCUUCCCAAAGUCAUGGGUAACUUCUGCUUUGAAAAAGACAAAAGGAUAGAUUCAACUUUUCACCUUUUGUCUCAUGACAAACACAAACAAUGUAUUUCACUGGGAUUCCAUGUGGAUCUUAAAGCGCAUUAAGUGUGAAGUGGACAGCAAGUUCUUCAUUUUUGAAAGUUUUUGCCUGUAGUUAGCUCCCCUCUUCACUCCCCAAAUAAAACACAAUGAAACAAAUAACCUACAAAUUCACCCAAUCAGUAAAUUGAGUCCAUCUAUGUGUAAUGUAAUCCUAGUAUAUUACGUGAAGGCCUCAGAGGUUUGUUAGAAGAAAAAAAAAGUGUGAACAAACAGAAUAAUGAUGACCCCCCCCAAAAAAAUGGUGAAAUAGUUUAAACCAAAGUUCGGUUAAAGCAACAUCCUGAGCUUUGAACGUCACACAGACCUCUGUUCAAUCCAGAUGUAUGUGACGUGGCCUCCCACCUGAACUGACAGAUUUACAUAAAGAGCCAAGCGGACCAUGGGAACUCGGAUCAAAGUCUUGCUGGAAUAAAACCAUAAAAAGUUCCAUUUAAUAUUUCCCCUAUGUUGACGCCACAGGAAACAUCUGGAAGAAGGCGUUCUGGUCGAAUAAUCCAAAAGUCAAACAGAGCAGUAUUUGUUCCAGAGGACUGACGUUGCACAUCACAUAUCCAGGAAAACCUGUUGGAGGAAGUAAAAGAUUUGACAAUGAGAUGGAGGUUCACCUCAGCAGAAAAACGUCCAGCCAGAGAUAAAGUAAGAUUGUUUACAUCAAACUCUUCAUGUGUUAGAACAGCCCAGUUCUGUCUAAUUGAAACCAGGCUUCAGAUUGCAGCUUUAAUUGCAGUGAAAUGGUUCGUCUAAAAGCAUCUAAAGCAUUUUUUAAAUCUAUACAUCAUUUUUCCUCCACUUCACAAGUAUGCACCAUUCUGUAUGGAAUACAUUUAGGUUUGUGGCUGUAAUGUGAUAAACUGUGGAAGAGUUUCAAGGGUUGUAAAGUCUUUACAAUUGCAAGGUGCACUAACUUUUACCAAGCUCUGUUUGUGCUUGACAACGAUGCAAUCUUAAAAAUAAAAUGAGCUCCGUCAGAGCCAGGUCAAGAGUAAGGUUCUCGUGGAGUCCUAGUUCUGUUUUGUUUUGUUUUCCCAUCAUGACGGUGCAAAGACAAGCUGCAGCAUCCUUUUGGGCAUGAGUUUGCAUCUCUAAUUCUAUAAAUAUCCCCCCCUGGCUACGCACAGGGUUUGGUCCUACAGGAAGAGCUCGGUUUCAGCAGCGUUGUCAUACAUUUUGUAACAAAAUACUCCAGAAAAGGAUGAACAAAAAAACACAAACAAACAGUGGAGCUUACCUGGAACUGUGGAGUCACUGGUGUGUGGACUUACUUUUUUUUUUUUGUCAGUCCAGCCUUUAGUGAUGCAUGGUAAUGGAAUAAAAAUGUAAAACUGACAUGGCUGUAUGCCCUUCUCUACAAGAGGUGUUGGAGACAGAAGAGAGAAAUAGAUAGAAAACGGGGAGGGUGUGCAACAUGCUGAAGGAUCAGGGCUCAUUAGCAUCCAUCACAGUCAGACAGGCAGUAAAUGACAAAUCCCUAAAAAUGAGCCUCUAAUUGUCGCCAAAUCUCUUGCAAAAUAAGCCAUAAUAAUUAGCAGAUGUGGCUCCUUUCUGUGUUGGGUGAAUGGGAAGUAUUUUCUCAUACCUUUUUGUAUUUUCUGAACUGCACUUUGUUGAAUUGUUUGAAGGAAGUCCUAUGUUGUCUUGCAUAAAUUGAAAUAUUGAUAUAAAACACAAUCGGUCUUCUUGAAGGUCCAUGGCUCUCUGUGUGCUGCCCUCCUGGUGUGGUUGAGAGAAAAUGUUUGUUUUGUAAAAGUUUCAGACUUUGUACCUGUUGAGUUUGUAGGAAAAUGUGUUUUUCUGCUUUCCCUGUUUUCCUCAACACAUGUAGCGCUGUAUGACACAAAGAACAUGUAAAUAUCAUCAGAAAAGCUGUAGGAAAACGAUUUUCAAAGCCUAUUUCUUCUUUUACCGUCUGAUGCUUAAUAAAAGAUGAUAAACUA